Messenger RNA from Vigna unguiculata (cowpea), 1953 nucleotides. Its product is annotated as triacylglycerol lipase 2-like. The record is from RefSeq and is a predicted model, not a curated record. Lineage: Eukaryota; Viridiplantae; Streptophyta; Magnoliopsida; Fabales; Fabaceae. Gene Ontology annotation, biological process: lipid metabolic process. Gene Ontology annotation, molecular function: hydrolase activity, acting on ester bonds.
GCGUGUAUAAAUAAUGUCUGGAUUGGGAAGAUUAAUGUACCAGGAAACAGAACAUGGCCAACACAUCACUCUCACCAAUCCUUGUGAUUCUCUUCUGGGGUUUUACUCUUGCAACUGGGAGAAAACUCUCACCACUCAGCACCACUCCUGCAACAUUGUCAUCACCCUCCUCCACUGAUGGUAUUUGCUCAUCUAUGGUGAGGACAAAAGGCUAUACCUGCGAAGAACACUUGGUGACAACACAAGAUGGUUAUGUUCUUAACAUGCCAAGAAUUAGAGUGGGAGAAUUAAGGGGUCCACCUGUUCUUCUACAGCAUGGGCUUUUCAUGGAUGGCAUAACAUGGUUAUUGCUACCUUCAAAGCAGUCUCUUGCAUUUCUUUUGGCGGAUAAUGGGUUUGAUGUUUGGGUUGCUAACACACGUGGAACCAAAUAUAGCCGGCAACAUAUAACUUUACCUACUAAUAGCUCGGAUUACUGGAAUUGGUCAUGGGAUGAAUUAGUUGCAUAUGAUCUUCCAGCCACAUUCAAGUAUGUGCAUGAUCUAACUGGACAAAAACUGCACUAUGUUGGUCACUCACAGGGAACUUUGAUUGCAUUGGCUGCUUUUUCCCAAGACCAGUUAUUGAACAUAUUGAGAUCAGCUGCGUUGCUUAGCCCAAUUGCUUAUGUUGGUCAGAUGACUUCACCCCUUGCUAAAAACGCAGCUGAAAACUUCAUUGCAGAGUCACUGUACAACUUUGGAGUCUUCGAAUUUAAUAUGAGAGGGGUCUCUGUUAUAAAGUUUCUAAAGGACUUGUGCAAUAACACAGGCAUUGACUGCACCAACUUGUUGACCUCUUUCACUGGCCCAAAUUGCUGCCUCAACCCUUCCAUUGUAAAUGUAUUUUUGGAUCACGAGCCUCAGUCAACAGCAACAAAGAACAUGAUCCAUCUAUCUCAGAUGAUCAGAGAAGGAACCACAUUAAUGUUUGAUUACCAGAAUGAAGAUGAGAACAUAAAACACUAUGGACAACCCACUCCUCCAGCAUACGACAUGGCAAGGAUUCCAAAUGAGCUUCCUCUCUUCCUGAGUUAUGGAGGCGCUGAUGCUCUUUCUGAUGUUAAGGAUGUGCAACGUCUAUUAGAAAUUCUUAAAGAUCAUCGCCCAGAUAAGCUUGUAGUGCAGUACAGAAAUGAUUAUGCUCAUGCAGAUUAUGUUAUGGGUGAAAAUGCUUAUCGAGAUGUCUAUGAACCUCUUAUAUCUUUCUUUAGGCUCCAGCAGUGAUAUCUAGUGAAUUAUACAUCCUAUAGAAUUUUAUCAUCACCUGUCUACAUCAUAGAAUUUAAUAGCACAGAAAUGUCACCAUGUAAUUUUACCGAAUAUGAUAUCAGUAAAGGAAAUUCCUACAAUCUUGCUUUUUCUCCUAUAAUACCACAUUUUAUGGUAUUAAAAACAGAAAGAAAAAAAGAAGAAGAUGGUUUAUGAGCUUGGGACACCUGGUUUUUAGUGGGUUAGGAAUGGUGCAGCCUGUUAUCCCUCCACUGUCAACAGUAGGAAGUGUUCGCUGCUCUGUGAAACCAGCCUCACGCUAUGCCCUCCAUUUUAAGGAUCAGGAGACCAAAGCUUUAGCCCAAAUCCCAUGGCCCAGCUAUUGACUUGGAGUGGGCAAGCCAGCAUAUUGUGCAUUCAUCAACCCAACCAAGCAUAGCCAAGUCGUAUUCCAGCUCUUUAAUGCUCCUAUUUAGGUUACAAGCUAGCAUUACCCAGCUCAGCGAACAAACGCAAAUGUCAGAGAUUUAUAAAGCACGAUUCAUAUGAAAAUUUCUUCGAUGCGGGACUUGUUUCAGUCAUGGGGUAAAAUGUAAAGUGAUAUAAUAACUUACUUGAAUUGAAUCUACUUAAGAUCACUAGUAAAAUAGACGAGAAACAAAAUAAAAACUUCGAAGUGCACUUAACUUGGUGAUUGCCUUUU